CAGCUGAAACUUUUUUGGACUCUGCGCGAAUGUAGCGUGUGUUUUACCAUUUUACAGGCAUAAUGGCUUUUUAAAUUUAGUCCUAAUGCUGUUUAAACUCGGGUUAAACAACAAACUUGCCGACUAAACAGCUGAAACUUUUUUGGACUCUGCGGUCUGUUUGUAAACAAGGGCGCCAGUAUCUGCCAGAUGACGUCACCUUGAUUUGGUCUAUAAGUCAGUUGAGGCGUGCAAAGCUUGGAAAUCUUUGGAAAUGGAAGUUCAAAGCAGCGAUGCCAGCCCAGCUCGCAGAUUAUUGUGGGACGGACUGUGUAAAUAUAUGUAUAUUCCGAAAAAGUAGUCAAAAUUACCAGACUUGUAUCGAGUCCGUUAGCCCUGGCAAAUUUUCUCCUAUCCGCAAGAUUUCUAUUUGAAAGCAGAUGGUCCAAUGAAGAGCGGGCGAGAUAUUCAACAUUAUCACUUGGUUUUCCUCGAGUAGAUCACUAAUGCCACAGAACCAUGCCUGCUACUAACGAUACCAUUACUCUACCGGAUGUAGUUGGAUUGGCCGCAGUGGCAGCAGUAGGCUACGGCUCUUUCAGAAUAAUCAGAGCAAUUUUCAGCAGUCUAAAGCCACCCGUCCAGAGAUUUACCAUCCCACUAGAAAUACAAUCACUUCAGAUAGUAACAACCCACAAUGAGUUCUGCGAUGGUUUGCAAGAACUGCGAACGCAUUGCGAUGAAUUUCCUGUAUUGGGGCUAAGCUGCGACUGGACUCGGGAUACGGUGCAAACGCGCAAUCCCAUCAAAUCGCUGCAGUUGUCGUCGUACCGAGGAACGUGCCUAUUGAUAAAGUUUUGCCAUCUAGACCGAAUCCCAACAGAACUCAAGCAAUUGUUGAGCGACGGCAGCAUUUUAAAGGUUGGUGCAAACAUCCUUCGAGAUGUCAAGGUGCUAAACGACGACUGCAAUAUUGAAGUUGCAGGCGUUGUAGAUCUGCAUCACCUCGCAAGCAAAACAUUGUGCGCUCCUUAUGCAGUUUAUAAUGCAAUAUGUAGCAUAGAGAAGUACUAUAUCCCGGAUGAUUCUGAUUGGGAAUUUAACAGAUUAUCGCUAGAAGAGAACGCCGCACGAAAUACCCAUGAAUCAGUAAUAAUUUUUGAACAGCUUGCAGGGUACUUGGUUGGACAACGAGGUUUAUCUAUGUCCUACAAGGAAUGGUUUGAUGAUUGCAUAGAAAACGAGGUGAGACGUAUAAUAGAUCAACCAUUGCCAUUGUUUAUGGUAAGCUACGAAGUAAAUCCGGGUCCCAAAUUUACCAUUCCGCUUUAUGGGAGCUUAAAAUCGAUGUUUCCGAGCUAUACAGCAAGUUAUCUGUGCUUGGAACAUAUGUAUGAAAAGAUCCCCUUACUGGGAUUAGCCGUCUUGUCAAACGAUGAUCAGUUUUAUCUACACUUAUCGUCGUACCGCGGAAAAGUAGCCGUGAUUUCGCUUUGGCAAAUGAAUCAUAACAUACAAGUACUUCGUCAACUGCUAAGCAAUGAACAAAUAUAUAAAGUUGGGAUCAAUAUCAUGCGCGAUAUUCAAAUAUUAGAGAUCAUUUUUAAUUUACAAGUUUUUGGCGCAAUAGAUUUGAGACACCUUGCACAUAAAAGUGGCAUUAGCGGAUCGUAUGAGUUUUUAGGACUGACCGAGACAAUACUUGGAGGAGAGCUGGACAGGACGCGAUUAAAUAGAGCUCGUACUUCACUAGUAAUUUUUGUAAAUUUGGCUGAACGUUUAGUUCCGCGGUGUUCCUUCAUGACUUACCAAAGGUGGUUCUGUGACUACGUGCGGGAUAAAAUAAAAAUUUUCAAAGAUCGCCCAUACGUAGUGCCUAGUGCUCCGCCUCCCCAGAGACCUGUUCCGCGUAACGAACAAACAGCUGCAGUGGCGGUAGCCGAAAGCACGAAUGCCCCGCAGAGCGCACCGCCUGAGCCAAAAAUUCUGGUAGCAACAACCCCCAUUCAUGUGUUUCAGGGCUUGAAAAUAUUGCGCAAACAUUGCGUUGAAUUCCCCGUACUAGGACUAGACUGUGAGAGCAUUGAACUGCUACAACUAUCCUCGUUCCAAGGAGCACGCUUGUUAGUCAGAUUUAACCGAUUGAAAAAGAUUCCUAAGGCACUCGAAAACCUGCUGAGCAAUAACGAUAUAUUGAAGGUGGGCAUUGAUAUCCUCAACGACGUCAGGACACUGGAGACCGAUUACAACAUAAAAGUUUCGAACGUGUUGGACUUGCGGCAUCUCGCUCACAAAGCCAACAUUUCAGUAACGGACGGAUUGGCUGGACUAGCGAGAACAAUCUUGCAGAUUGACUUGGACGAAAGCCAACGGGUAAACGCGUCAAAUUGGAGUCGAAAAAAACUAUCGUUGGAACAGAUUGCGUACGCAGCAAACACGGUAUACUUUUCAGUACUACUAUUUGAACGGUUUGCUAAACUUCUAGUUCCGCAGACAGCGGCUGUAUCCCACAAGAAAUGGUUUGAAUCGGUGCAUAAUAAAAUAACAUGCUUUAAGGAUCAACCGUACCUAAUUCUUCCCGGUUCGACUGUCUAAAAAGAAGAGGAGAAAUAGGAAGAAGAGGACGUGCCUAUGAUGCCCGGAGUUGGAAUUAUUUCAUUUAUUGCUUCUGCAUGGAAUAGUAAACUGAAAGGUACACACUUCAAUUUUUCAUUUUUUUUAAAUCACUAGAAAUUGUAAGUACAUAUAUUAUGCUUUAUAUUGAACGAAAAACAACAAUGGUUUUUAGAUUUGAAUUUUACAAUUCCGUGCCUCUUAGGUCUUAAGGAAAAUCACCGAACCUGGUGAAACGGAAGGCGAAAAGAUAAUGUUACGCAGUACCUAUUGCUGAUAGCAAGAAAAAUUUUACAUUAAUCAUAAAGUGCGCGAUCGCUCACAAAAGGGCUACUCUAGACCAUAACGAAAAAGUGUGCCGAAGAUAUCGAAGCAAUUCAAUUUAAAAUAAUGCUUUUAUGAGCGGUUGCGCACUUUUGAAUGUAUUUUUUUCAAAUCAGCAAUAUUCUUGCUGUACUAUGACUGUUUUUUCUAAUAAA
This is a messenger RNA of Sabethes cyaneus, 3071 nucleotides long. RefSeq lists its product as uncharacterized. The record is from RefSeq and is a predicted model, not a curated record. Gene Ontology annotation, molecular function: 3'-5' exonuclease activity; nucleic acid binding. Gene Ontology annotation, biological process: nucleobase-containing compound metabolic process. Gene Ontology annotation, cellular component: cytoplasm; nucleus. NCBI's taxonomy places the organism in Eukaryota, Metazoa, Arthropoda, Insecta, Diptera, Culicidae. The coding region runs from base 499 to 2574 and encodes 691 amino acids. The transcript has 7 exons.